AUGGAGGACUUUCUGCUCUCCAAUGGGUACCAGCUGGGCAAGACCAUUGGGGAAGGGACCUACUCAAAAGUCAAAGAAGCAUUUUCCAAAAAACACCAAAGAAAAGUGGCAAUUAAAAUUAUAGACAAGAUUGGAGGGCCAGAAGAGUUUAUCCAGAGAUUCCUGCCUCGGGAGCUCCAGAUCGUCCGCACCCUGGACCACAAAAACAUCAUCCAGGUGUAUGAGAUGCUGGAGUCUGCCGACGGUAAAAUCUACCUGGUGAUGGAGCUGGCUGAGGGAGGGGAUGUCUUUGACUGCGUGCUGAAUGGGGGGCCACUGCCUGAGAGCCGGGCCAAGGCCCUCUUCCGUCAGAUGGUCGAAGCCAUCCGCUACUGCCAUGGCUGUGGUGUGGCCCACCGGGACCUCAAGUGUGAGAAUGCCUUGUUGCAGGGCUUCAACCUGAAGCUGACUGACUUUGGCUUCGCCAAGGUGUUGCCCAAGUUACGCCGGGAGCUGAGUCAGACCUUUUGCGGCAGCACAGCCUAUGCUGCCCCCGAGGUGCUGCAGGGCAUUCCCCACGAUAGCAAGAAGGGUGACGUCUGGAGCAUGGGCGUGGUCCUCUAUGUCAUGCUCUGUGCCAGCCUACCUUUUGACGACACAGACAUCCCCAAGAUGCUGUGGCAGCAGCAGAAGGGGGUGUCCUUCCCUACUCAUCUGGGCAUCUCGGCCGAAUGCCAGGACCUGCUCAAGAGGCUCCUGGAACCAGACAUGAUUCUCCGGCCUUCAAUUGAAGAAGUUAGUUGGCAUCCAUGGCUAGCAAGCACUUCAUAAAAGCAAUGGCAAGUCCUCCCCAAUAAAGCAAGGGGAGAAAGCAAACCCAAAAACCCGCUUCUAAAA
Nycticebus coucang (slow loris) is the source of this 876-nucleotide messenger RNA. RefSeq names its product testis specific serine kinase 3 (gene TSSK3). The transcript is spliced from 2 exons. Gene Ontology annotation, cellular component: cytoplasm. Gene Ontology annotation, biological process: microtubule cytoskeleton organization; protein phosphorylation; intracellular signal transduction. The record is from RefSeq and is a predicted model, not a curated record. NCBI's taxonomy places the organism in Eukaryota, Metazoa, Chordata, Mammalia, Primates, Lorisidae. The coding region runs from base 1 to 810 and encodes 269 amino acids. Gene Ontology annotation, molecular function: protein serine/threonine kinase activity; ATP binding; tau-protein kinase activity.